Messenger RNA from Alternaria triticimaculans, 339 nucleotides. RefSeq lists its product as uncharacterized. The transcript has a single exon. NCBI's taxonomy places the organism in Eukaryota, Fungi, Ascomycota, Dothideomycetes, Pleosporales, Pleosporaceae. The record is from RefSeq and is a predicted model, not a curated record. The coding region runs from base 1 to 339 and encodes 112 amino acids.
AUGACAUCCCCACCCUCCGCAAUGCAAACCCGCGUCGAGAACGCCGAAGCGCGCGAGCGCUACCUCAAAACCAACCUCAUCCGCUCUCAGCAAGAGCUCGCGCAAGCGAACAAGAAGAACGAAGACCUCGCGGCAAAGCUGGAAGCGGCGGAGAAAGAGCUUGCAGAGUACAAGCAAGCUGAGACCGAUCGCGAGAACGAGCGGAAGAAGGUCGAGGAUGACGGCAAGCAGUUGAUGGAAGCUCAAGCAGGGAGAUUGAGGGAAGCGAAGGCAGCGGGGGUGGUUGGAGGGAACAAGCGCAAGCAGUCUACGGUGAUACGCCUCUCGCACCCGCACUGA